AUGGCCAGACACGAGGCAGCUGUUGGUGCAGGCAUCCUGCGAGUGAUGGUUCCACCCCACGCUAAGCCCUGCUGGGAGGCAGGCUCAGGAGAAGCUGUAGAAGGCCUUCGAGAGAGCGAUUAUCUUCUGAUUCAUUCAUGUCGGCAGUGGACAACAAUUACAGCUCACAGUCUGGAGGAGGGUCACUACGUCAUAGGGCCAAAGAUAGAAAUCCCCGUACAUUAUGCAGGGCAGUUUAAGCUGCUGGAACAAGACCGAGAUAUUAAGGAGCCAGUGCAGUAUUUUAACAGUGUGGAGGAGGUGGCUAAAGCAUUUCCUGAACGAGUUUACGUCAUGGAGGAAAUAACGUUCAACGUUAAGGUGGCUUCAGGUGAAUGCAAUGAAGACACUGAGGUUUACAACAUUACCCUUAGUACUGGGGAUGAGCUCACUUUAAUGGGGCAAGCAGAAAUCCUUUAUGCAAAAUCUUCUAAGGAGAAGUCACGACUGAACACCAUCUUCAAAAAAAUUGGGAAACUUAACUCAAUUAGUAAGCUAGGCAGAGGCAAAAUGCCCUGCCUCAUCUGCAUGAACCACAGGACCAACGAAAGCAUCAGCCUCCCUUUCCAGUGUAAGGGCAAGUUCAGCACCCGCAGCCCGCUGGAGGUGCAGAUGCAAGAAGGUGAGCACACGAUUCGCAAUAUAGUAGAAAAAACCAGGCUGCCCGUUAACGUGACUGUGCCGAGUCCUACACCAAGAAACCCUUAUGACCUCCAUUUUAUCCGCGAAGGGCACCGGUACAAGUUCGUCAACAUUCAAACCAAGACCGUGGUGGUGUGCUGCGUGCUUCGUGGCAACAAAAUUAUUCCCAUGCAUUUUCCUUUGCACUUGACCCUUCCGAAAUUCACUCUACCCGACAGUCUGGUGAAGGGGGAGCUGUGGCACGAAUCCCUCAUCCAGCACUGGUUUAAUAUAUGCCAGGAGCAGUUUGACAUAGAUGAGUAUUCCCGUGCCGUGCGAGAUGUGAAAACUGACUGGAACGAAGACUGCAAGAGCCCCAAGAAGAGCCGGUGCACGGGGCACAGCCACGUGCCCAACUCCCUCAGCUACGCCCGGGACGAGCUCACUCAGUCCUUCCACCGCCUCUCGGUGUGCGUCUAUGGAAACAACUUGCACGGGAACAGUGAAGUCAAUCUCCACGGCUGCAGGGACUUGUGUAACGAGUGGGCCCUCUUCUCUCACGACGCCCUUCAGUACCAGGAGUCUGGCGACAGCAGCAGUGAUUACCUUUUUCCUGAAGUUGGCGAAGAGUCGAUGUUUCUGCCUACAAAACCAGAGCUUCCUUACGAAGAGCUGUGGUUGGACCAAGGGUCUGGAAAGGCUGGUGACCAGCCUCUCACUCGCUCGCUAAGUGAGAAGAACAAAUGUGACAACUACAGAGGGUCUUUCCGAUCAAAGUGUGGUACCGCACCUCUUCCUGUGCCUGCGACUGUCGGAGCAACCACAAAGUCUUCAGAUGUUUCCCUACCUCCACCUCCAGUGCCUCCCAAAUCAGAAGCAGUAAAAGAGGAAUGCAGGCUCCUGAAUGCUCCCCCCGUCCCACCGCGGAGUUCGAAGCCAUCCUCCACCAGUCCUUCCAUCCCUCCUCGAACAGUCAAACCGGCACGACAGCAGACCCGCUCUCCCAGCCCGACUCUGUCCUACUACUCCUCGGGACUGCACAACAUCAAUGUCACAGAGAGCGACAACACCAACCCAACUGAGAGCACACCUGUUUCCUGCUACCCUUGUAACAUGGUGAAAACCGAAUCCAAAGAGCCUGAGAGCACGAUGCCUUUGGGAAGCCCCUCAACUGAAGCUCUGCCUUCGAGGUUAUCUUGGCCAAACCAUUUUUCGGGAACUGCUGAAGGCCAGAAUAGAAGUGAUUUCCUGCUUGAUCCAAGCAGGAGCUACAGUUACCCCAGACAGAAGACUCCAGGUACGCCAAAGAGAAACUGUCCAGCACCUUUGACUUUUGACUUCGAUGGGUGUGAGCUCCCGGCAGGGUACUCCCCGCUCACCCCAGCAGAGUUCACAAACACCAUCUCUAGCUGUCCAAAGUCGGCGAGUUACUCUCUAGACUGCACUGAUGAGAAAACUCUGGGAGUCAGCAACGCAAAGCAGAGCCAUUCGUGUCCUGCCUUACCUCCCCGGGCACCGAAGCCAAGUGAAGAGAAGACAGUUACAGACAUGAAUCCCUUGCCGCUGAAAAUAGAUGGUGCCGAGGAGGAGUCUAAAACUGGUUCUCCAGACCUCUUGGAAGAUCAGUUUCUCGUUAAAAAGGGCAUGCAGGAUACGUUCUCUGUGUCUUAUCCCUUCUCGUCUCCCCUCCACCUCCAGUUAGCACCAAGAUCUUGUGGGGAUGGCUCUCCCUGGCAGCCACCUACGGACCUUUCUGGACUCUCGAUAGAGGAAGUGUCUAAAUCGCUGAGGUUUAUUGGUCUGUCAGAGGACGUCAUAUCGUUUUUUGUUACAGAGAAGAUUGAUGGCAAUCUACUGGUUCAGCUUACAGAAGAAAUCCUGUCAGAAGACUUUAAGCUAAGCAAAUUGCAGGUGAAGAAAAUACUACAGUUCAUUAAUGGCUGGCGGCCCAAGAUGUGAUACUGACGACUGGUUAUUAGUGAAACUGUACGAGAUGUGCUCGAUGCACUUCAGCUAAUACAUCACUUCCUGUUUUUUGCACUAAAAGCCCUUCCUGUAAAUAGUAGUAGAAAAAUUCUUACUAUGCAGAUAAACAUUUUUGAGUGGUGGAUGGAUCUUUUUUUUUUUUUUUUGGUAUGUCAAUACUAAAGUUAGAGAAUCUGCAGAGGUGUGCCUUGUGCAUCCCUGAACGUUCAACAGCUGCUAAAAACUGGACACUAAGGGAACUUUUACUCCGUAGUCUGUCAAGACUUAGUCGUAUUUAUUACUGAACAAUUUGAUGCUGAAAGACACACACCAAUCCAGUUUACAGUUUUGUGUUAACGGCAAAAAAAAAAAAAUAUGUAUUUCUUACGGGAUUAUUUGUGUUCAAGUAAUAUUUGGCAAUAUGCUGUGACUUUCUUCUGUUUCUGUUAACAAGAGGCAUGUUCAGAUACACAAAAACAUCAUUUUGACACUACAUCUGAAAAUGUUAAGAAUUGCUGUGAAGUGCCACUAAUACACUAUUCUUGCAGCAUAUUUUUUAUUAACAGUAUCUUCCUGACUACCUGUAAUGGGUACACUUUCCACGGGAUUUUGGGCAAAAAGAGUUAAAUGUUUUUCAAAACAAGAGUCUUGCUCAGCUCAUUGCCCAGAGGGGAGGGAGAAGGGGGAUUUUCCUACUGAGCCACUCUGCCCUGGCCAAUUAAAAGUUUAUGACCUGUAGAUUUCAAAAGUUGCUUUUGUAGUCGGGUGGCUGGAGUGAGUAGCAUGACUUGUGGUCGUGCAGCUUUCUCAUGGGAAAGGCAGUCCAGUGCACAGACCCUUCUCUGGUCAGAUCCUGCUCAUGCAGCCCUUGCAAUAGCCUUGCUCUGGCGAAAGACAACCCCUUGUUCUUUCCUCUGCUGCUGUUACCAUCAUCUGAAAAUGUGCUUGAUGUGCUAUCCUGUGCCUGCAGUCGGAUCUGCGUGGGAAGGUGACAGUGCUCCUGCAGGAUGCCUUUGAAAUACAGCAUUAGGGAGGUGGGAACAGAAGCAGCACGUAAUGCGCUGGUGAGAAGGGGCCGAGGGAGGGUUUGGGCCGUGCCUUGGGAAGUUCUUGUGAUGUUUAAGUUCACCUAUCCCGUUUGCAGUGGAUGCAGGAGGACGUGGGGGUCGAAGUGGGAGGAACCGUAGCAUCGUAAGAUGUGCUAAUUCAGUUGCUCAGCUGCAAAAACUCACUGCAAUAGAUGUCACAUUAGGCAGCAGUCAAAAAGGAGCACAGAGAUGGGAAGGGGACAUUAGGCUGCCCCUGGAGACCUUUCAUAUUUAACUGCUCAGAAGGCUAGAAACAGGAUUACCUUUUGCUAGUCCAUUGCUGAUUUCCUGUGCUUGGCAGAGCUCUCCGAAAUGUGUCUAAAUAACCUCAAGAUCCUCUGCGUUUGUAGCACUGAAUGCAGGGAUUCAGGAUACACACUGUGGUGUCCAUCCUCAGCAACUGUGUGGGAUCCUCAGGUGGUCAGAGCCAGGGAUGCUGGAGCAGCUUCACCUGCUGCUGAGCAGAGCCCUGGCCAGGAUGACACCAUCACAAAAAAUCUCUCUUUUUCCAUUGUAGGGCACAAAGCUGGAGCAUCACAAGGACAUACAGAGGAGGGACAAAAAUUGAGAGGCUGCUUUUGCCUGUUUUCUGAACCAUAUUGACUCAUUAAAAAGAAUUUAUUUGCAAAUGGAGUUUUCUGUUGCCCGGGCAAAUUCAUGUCAUGUCUCCGGACCGAAGCCAAGAUGCAUCAUUUGUCUUGCAAUAAUGCAAACCACCAGCUCCCAACCAGAGAGCAAAGCCCAAUUGAUGUGGGUACUAGAAAGCAGUGAGCCAAAAAAUAUCCCAAUAGAAAAAACCCCAAGAGUUCAUAAUCCUACUCUUUUCUUGAUGUAUUGACUUUUAGCAACAGAUCAAUAGCUUUCUCUGGAUGCAUUUUAAUUAGCGUCCUAAAAUAUUUUAGCUGCAAGUAAGACUAAAUCAAAUCCAAGUACUGCUCAGAUGCAUGUGCUUGUUGGUGGGCAUGUGCAAGUUGAAGUUAAUUGCAUUUUAACCCUCACUAUGUCAAAAGAGUGUUCAGAUUUGAAACGGCCAAAUUUGAAAUGUCAUGUACAUCUGUUUAUUUUCCUUUGCUUGUUAAUUUAGGAUUUUAAAAAAAAAGGAGCUGGAACUCUUGGUAAUAUUAACAUUAAAUAUUUUGAAUGCCCCCAGGAUAUUAACGUUGCCCAAAAAAUAGUGUUGUUUGACUAUGGAUGGAUAUCUGUUCUGGUAUCUCUGUUUACCUGCUUGGGAUGGUUUUUCUGGCAAGCAGCCUGGUGGAAUUUGCAUUCCUGAGUGUGCUGCAUUGAGAUCACGUAUGCAUAGACCGAAAUGCCACUGGCCUGUUGAAAGGCCCAGAAAUGUGCAAUGGUUUCAAAAGCAGAUUCUGUGCAAAAGCACAGCUAAAAACCCUAAUUGUAAACUUGCUAUUGAUGUCCUUCAAGUUGUCUUCUUCUGGCUUGGCACUGCUUACUUGUUUUUAUCCAUAAUAUUUUAGCAUUUGACCUUUGCUUUUGCCCUUAGCAGCUCAUCAUCUUCAUUUUCCAUUUCUUUAGCGAUUUAGGUGUUCCUAACCUUUGUGUAGUGUGAAUUCUAUGACUGCGGUGUCAAGCCACCUGCCGUGGUGCCCAAGCUGGAUGAAGCGUCUGCUCAGGUGAAAUAAGGAGAGGGAUGACCAAACUGGGCAGGUGAAGUAUGGUGGCUCAACCUCUUCACCACGGUGUGAGUAGCCAAGCUGUGGUAGCACUGAUGCCCAUGGGAUCUCAUUUAUUUGCUUUCCUCUUGAGCUUCAUUGCCGUGGUGUUAGAGGGUCAGGACCAUCCUUGGCGCUGUAGAAGGCAGUUUGAACAGGGCAGACCAACAUGAACGCGUCGAUCUCACGGAAAGUCCCUGGCAAUAAAGGCAUGGUGGCACCUUUGAAAUGGGGCAGGAGCAGAGGAGUCCUUCAGGCUUUAGCAGAGAACCAUGUGGUUUCUUUAGAAGGAUGGGGUAUAAAACCUGGAGACUUUAAUCUGUGAAAGGUUACAAAAUGCUGCACUGUUUAUUGUACUUUGCGAUGGAGGGUAACUUUAAUGUUCCCACUGUGAUCAGGAAAUGUCUGAAAGCGCUGGGGAAUAUCCCCGAGAUACAAACUUUUUACCAGCUGAUGUGAACAGGAGGAGACAGCACUUGGCGUUUGAUAGGACUCGCAGAUGGAGCAGCGUGAGGGCAUGGGCACUCUGGUGGGAGUCCCUUGCUGCUCAACUGUUGGUGUGGGGUCUUGCCUGGUUUGGUGCAACCGUCUGCAAUGGAUGAUCCCAGGCAGGUCCCAAGCACAGCUUGGAGGUUAGUGAUGGGGGACACCAGCCUGGUUUUGGAGAGUAAUGGAGUUCAACCCUGUUGAUGUGACCUGUGUGGGUUGUCCUUGGGGGCUGAGAGCAGGCUCUGGCCCAUUUUGUCUGCUAACAGAGGUGUAGCCAUUGAGUUCAGGUGACACCUGUCAUGCCAGAGUGUACCUAAAGUUGUCUACUUUUUCAAGGCACUCUGCUAAAAUAGGCCAACCCUAACCUUGGACUUCCUUCCUCGGAUUAAAUAAGUGUAAAGCCUCUGGUGCUUAUUUAGUGAUCAGUGUCUGACGUUGUGUGUCAUCCUUGGGGUUUUUUUGUUUGUCUGGGGGUUUUGGUAGUAAAAAAAUCUGGCAUGUCGUUCUGUACGGAGCUGUCUCUUUGUCCUGCACCAAGAAACACGUCCUUUCUAUGCAACAGUCGCGUGGCGGCCCAAGGGCUGAUGCUGCCUUCAGCGGCGAAAGCUGGAUUCUGGCAUGGGGGCUUCUCUGGAGGUGGACAUGGAAUUGGCCAAGGGAGGCAUGGGGGAGGAAACUUGAGGGGAAAUGCCUUUAAACGCUCGUUGUGCCUAGGGUUAAGAUUCUUUGUCUUGCUGCCUGGCUGGCUAACCAAAGCUGUAUUGAAAUCAACUCAAAGUGCAUAUUUGCGUUCUUAUUCUUGCCGUAUUGUAAAAAUUGCCUACGGCUAGAAAUUUAGAGACAGAAAACAUUUGGGCCAUCCAAAAUGGGAAGGAAAAUGUAUUUUGAAGUGUUCUUUGCAGCUAGAAGCAAGGGUUGAAGUAACUGUGUAUUACAGAGGUUUUUUCCAAUACAACCAUUUUACUUGCCACUUUAAUUGACUUAAUUCCACAGCAACAGCUUCAAGAGAAACAGCGUAAAUAGCGAUGCUGUUGCAAAAAAAAAAACCAAAACCACCAUGUUUCAAAUCUGUCUAUAAAUACUUGAAGUGAUUUCUCCUAUGUUUUCUUCUUGAGUCAACUCCUUGAUUGUCUCCAUCGUGGUUUAGGCAAUCCUCAGACCAGGACAGUCUCCCCACUAAAUAAAGUGUGCUGGCACCAGUUCCUUGUGUGCUGCCCACUGGGGCGCCUGCCUGCGGGCCGGGCAGGGGGUACACCACGCUACUUCGGAGCCAAACACCAGCCCUGUGUGAAAAGGACAAGGGCUUAGCCCAGCUCUCCUGGCUCCUCUUUUUGACACACUGAAAUUGCAGCUUUCCCGCCUAUGAGCUAGAAGGUACGAAUGAAAUCCUAAUCAAAGUUGAGGGAUGGUCCGUUUUAUUCACGGUAUUGGGGAGGGCAGGGCAGUAGGGAAAUGCAGACCCCUCCUUGUUGAGACCUAGCAAUAAAUGACUCUUCAUUUGUUAUGUCUUAAACUCCUAAUAGUUUGGGAGUUGUUCAGACUUUACCAUUUCUGUGCGUAGUAACCAAAUUUCCAGCGUGAAAAAUCUGCAGAGUGAUUCUCUUGACUUGGACAAUCUUCUGAAUUAUAUUAAAAAUAUCUGUUAGUUCUUAGCUCUUUAGAUUCACUUUGGGUAGGUCAAAAAAGUAACACUUGGGAAAAAAAAAAAAAAAAAGAGAAAGCCCCAAAACUUUGGCUUAGUACAUUUCCGUUAUAAAACGAAGCAUGGGUUUUGUGGAAUUCUGUGCUGUUUUGGGCUUUUGUGUAAAAGGCUGAAGGCAGAUUAUUAUUUAAACCAGGUGCAAAUAAAUAUCCCUGUAAUGUAUAUGAACAAAUUUAAACCGCGUAUUGUAAGUAUAUAAACUGUAUAUUAAAGACACUAUUUUCAUGAUA
Molecule: messenger RNA, 7804 nt
Organism: Calidris pugnax (ruff)
Lineage: Eukaryota; Metazoa; Chordata; Aves; Charadriiformes; Scolopacidae
Gene: GAREM1
Product: GRB2 associated regulator of MAPK1 subtype 1
Exons: 6
Coding region: 1-2619 (872 amino acids)
Biological process (GO): cellular response to epidermal growth factor stimulus; epidermal growth factor receptor signaling pathway
Molecular function (GO): proline-rich region binding
Source: RefSeq, a predicted model, not a curated record